GAACGCGCCGCUUGGAUGAGGGAUGCCUUCACUUUCCCACCACCAGAAAGCUGCCAUCAGGCGCUCGACUUCCGGAAGCACGUUGUCGCAAAGCGGAAGUGCAACGCGUUACGCCCACCGGCGCCCGGAAGGUCAGCGUGUGAAGGAGGCAGUAGUAACGCGGGAUUCCCCGCUGCUGCCUCGGUGCAACGGCGGAGCUCUCGACCCCGGCCUGAGGCGGCGGGGGGAAGCGGACGUCGGUUUGGUGUGACACCAUGGAGGGCGGCGGGGGCAGUGGCAACAAAACCACGGGGGGCUUGGCCGGCUUUUUUGGGGCCGGCGGAACUGGUUACUCGCACGCGGAUUUGGCCGGCGUGCCGCUUAGUGGAUUUCAAGUCUGGCCCUCUGAAAGUCUGCGUUUUCUUUUGCCCUGACCUCCCUCCAUAUGUAACUGGUAUGAACCCCCUGUCUCCUUAUUUAAAUGUGGAUCCACGAUAUCUCGUGCAGGAUGCCGAUGAGUUUAUUUUACCGACUGGAGCUAAUAAAACCCGGGGCAGGUUUGAACUGGCCUUCUUUACCAUUGGAGGAUGUUGCAUGACUGGGGCUGCAUUUGGGGCAGUGAAUGGUCUUCGGCUAGGAUUGAAGGAAACCCAGAAUAUGGCCUGGUCCAAACCAAGAAAUGUACAGAUUUUGAAUAUGGUGACUAGGCAAGGGGCACUGUGGGCCAAUACUCUGGGUUCUCUAGCUUUGUUAUAUAGUGCAUUCGGUGUUAUCAUUGAGAAAACACGAGGUGCAGAAGAUGACCUGAACACAGUGGCAGCCGGAACCAUGACGGGCAUGUUGUAUAAAUGUACAGGUGGGCUUCGAGGAGUUGCACGAGGGGGUCUGGCAGGCCUAACACUUACCAGCCUGUAUGCACUGUAUAACAACUGGGAGCACAUGAAAGGCUCCUUGCUCCACCAAUCACUCUGAAGAUUCUGCCAACUCCUGGAGGACACUUGUAUUAAUUAUCCAGUUAAUAAGUCAGUCUGGAUUUACUUUCUCCUGUCUACAAUUAGCUUGAAAAAUUGAAGAUUGAUUUACUGUGAUGAAGAUGAUCAUGGAUAACAUGGAUAACCAGGACCGGCAGUCCUUUUUGCCCUCAGUGAGCUGAAGCCCAAACCUUGGUGGCUUACUGAGUAAUGUGGUUCUCUUCUCCUUUGGAGCUGACCUUGCACCUACAAGUUCUCUCCCCUACCCUGAACUGGAAAGCCACUCAACUCCCAGAAUUCAGGUCAUGCUUGUCAGUCCUUUAUCACGCAAUUUGUUCAUUAAUGAUCUGAAACUGUAACAUUGCCCUGUACUCUUAAAUAAAGGGUGAAAAUAGAACCAAAGUCAUAA
Messenger RNA from Heterocephalus glaber (naked mole-rat), 1359 nucleotides. The record is from RefSeq and is a predicted model, not a curated record. NCBI's taxonomy places the organism in Eukaryota, Metazoa, Chordata, Mammalia, Rodentia, Bathyergidae.